This is a messenger RNA of Puntigrus tetrazona (Sumatra barb), 2217 nucleotides long. Its product is annotated as zgc:103559. The record is from RefSeq and is a predicted model, not a curated record. Gene Ontology annotation, biological process: allantoin catabolic process; purine nucleobase catabolic process. Gene Ontology annotation, cellular component: cytoplasm. Bases 188 to 1567 code for a protein of 459 amino acids. Gene Ontology annotation, molecular function: cobalt ion binding; zinc ion binding; allantoinase activity. NCBI's taxonomy places the organism in Eukaryota, Metazoa, Chordata, Actinopteri, Cypriniformes, Cyprinidae. The transcript is spliced from 11 exons.
UCUUCUAAAAAGAAAUUGCUUUUUUGUUAGCAAUCUAAAUGGUACAGGUCAAAGAACCUUUAUCUUUCUGCUGACACUCACGUAAAGAUCAAUGAACGAGGUGCAUUGACCUUGAAAGUGAAAGCUUUUGCUGCGAGGACGGUGAAAGACAGAAGCUCAUAUAGGCUGCAUAAGACACACCGAAGACAUGGAGCCAGGAUCGACUGUCGGUGUUGUGAGGAGCCAGAGGGUUUUGUGUGGAGAGGAAAUUCGACCCGCGGUUAUCAUAAUAAAGGAAGGAAAGAUUCAUAGCAUUCUGCCAGAUUCAGAAGCUACAGCGCACACAGCUGGAAAGGUAGUGGAUGUGGGGAACAGUCUGAUAAUGCCAGGUAUAGUGGACUGUCACGUGCAUGUUAAUGAACCUGGCCGGACCUCCUGGGAAGGGUACUGGACCGCCACACGAGCAGCUGCUGCUGGAGGAGUCACCACUAUCGUAGACAUGCCUCUAAACAGCAUCCCACCCACUACGACUCUUAGAAACUUUCAUGAGAAGCUGCAUGCUGCUACAGGACAGUGUUUUGUAGACACGGCAUUUUGGGGAGGAGUCAUUCCUGGAAACAAGCUGGAGCUGAGGCCGAUGGUUCACGCCGGCGUUGCUGGAUUUAAGUGCUUUCUGAUUCACAGCGGGGUGGAUGAGUUUCCUCAUGUGAGCGACGCUGAUCUGCAUGCAGCUAUGAAACAGCUCCAGGGCACAGGCAGCGUUCUGCUGUUUCAUGCAGAGAAAGAAGUCCAGCAUGCAGCUGCUGAGAAAGGGGAUCCACAAGAAUAUUCCACCUUCCUAAAGACCAGGCCUGACAUUAUGGAGCUCGAGGCCAUCCGUACCGUCACUCAGCUCUGCUUACAAUAUCAAGUAAGAUGCCACAUUGUGCAUCUGUCAUCAGCCCAGCCUCUGGAGCUCAUUAGGGCAGCAAGAAAGGCUGGAGCUCCACUGACUGUAGAGAGCACCCAUCACUACCUCAGCCUGUGUGCAGAGGACAUUCCAGCACGUGCAACUCAGUUUAAAUGCUGCCCCCCGAUACGAGACACAGCCAACCGGGAGCUCCUAUGGUCUGCACUCAAAGCUGGUGAUAUUGAUAUGGUUGUGUCCGAUCAUUCGCCAUGCACACCUGACCUAAAGUGUUUAAACAGUGGUGAUUUCACACAGGCGUGGGGAGGGAUCUCUUCUCUGCAGUUUGGUUUAUCUUUGUUCUGGACAUCAGCUUCUAAAAGAGGGUUUUCAUUUUUCGACGCAGUAAGACUCUUGUGUAAAGAGCCUGCUCAACUCUGUCGCCUUGACGACCGAAAAGGGAGUCUCGUUCCAGGUCACGAUGCAGACUUAGUCAUCUGGGAUCCAGAAAAAGAGUUUACGGUGAACGAAGAUAACAUACAUCACAAAAACAAGUUAACACCGUACCUUGGUCUUGUUCUGCGAGGGAGGGUGAAGGCCACUGUAGUCCGCGGGAAGGUGGUUUAUAGUCAUGGCUCUUUCAGUUCUCAGCCUCUGGGAAAGCAUCUCUUUAUCCAGCACCAGACACCAUCCUCUUUGUAAACUAAGCACAUUAAGCACAUUACAUUAUCUCAUAUUACUUAGCAUUAUCAGCAUGUGUUACAGUAAAAAUGGUGCCGUGUGGCAUGUAAUUUUAGAGUAUAAUUUAUGUAAUUGAUUGUGAAGUAGUGUGGUAUAUUGAAAAAUGGAUUGGGUAACACUUUGCACAAAUAAUGUAAACAAACAGUAACUACUACUACUACUAAAUUAAACUAUUUUAAUGGGAAAGUCCUUCCAAAAAAGAACAUUUUGUUAUUAUUUACUAUAUUUGUAUAUUAUUUACAUUUCAAACCCAUAUGACUUUCUUUCUUUUUUCUAUGGAAGAUAAAAGAAGUUAUUUUAAAUAAAGAUCAGUUAUGUCUUGGAGCUUUUGGAUCACGUUAUUAAGCUGAUUUCUGAACCAAUUAAAAUUUCUUAGACGCCCAAAAUACAGAGUUUACACAAUAGUAUGCAUUAAAAUAUGAAUGUGAUGAAUUUUUGUUUAUGUGUUAAUUAAUAAUAAGUUAACAUAAUUUGGUUAAUAAACAUGCUCUACUUUAUAUGUAAGUUUCUUCAGGAAAUAAUAGAAGUAACUAAUGUUUAACCCAGGUUAAAAAAUUGUGAUUUUAAAGUUUAAAGUGAAUGAUUUACAUGUAAAAAUACAUUAUUAAUAA